Messenger RNA from Morone saxatilis (striped sea-bass), 3230 nucleotides. RefSeq names its product lysine-rich nucleolar protein 1 (gene knop1). Bases 335 to 2152 code for a protein of 605 amino acids. The record is from RefSeq and is a predicted model, not a curated record. The transcript is spliced from 6 exons. NCBI's taxonomy places the organism in Eukaryota, Metazoa, Chordata, Actinopteri, Moronidae.
CGUCCGACUUUACGUUUCAUCAUACACCAGCAGCUGUAAUACAACAGCCGCGGUCGUGUGGCUCGUUAGUUCGUUUCUUCAUCGUUUUAACCUUUUAGCUUCUCUUUAACGUUAGCUGCUGCUGCUAGCCUGGGUUACCAAGAGUGUGCUGUGAAUGAACGUUUCUCAUUCUGCCUGCAGGGACUGUUGUUCUCACCGUGUUAAUGCUGUUACUCAUUCAAGUUGUCGUAACUCAGCAUGUCUGCAUCCGUGUGUAGGUGCCAUGGACGUGGUAUCUCACUCAUGAACACUGACAGCACGUCCAUGUACACCACCGGGUCGCUGUGUUCAUUUUAUGUUGCAGACGGAUUCUGAUGAGGACGUGAUCUUUGUGGCUGAAAAGUCUGCACCUACAUUUAUUAAUAUCACCUUUGACCAGACAAAGCGACUGGCCCUGCAAAGAGACAUUGAUCAGCAGUCCCAGCCCAAGCAGGUAGUCAAACCCUUGACAGGCCAAACGUCUGUUUCUGUAGAGAGACCAGUGGAAAGGGUUCAAAUGAAGAUGGAGGAAGAGAAGAGUGAGGAGAAUUUUGUGAAGAAGAAGAAACCCAAGAAAGGACAAGCCUCUCUGCCUAGAGCUGAUGAUGCUGUUGACAAUGAGAGCCUUGCAGGGAUGAAAAAAGAAAAGAAGAAGAUAAAAAAAGUUGAUUCAGUGGUUAUAGAUAUAGAAGAAGAGUCUCGGGAUGGAGGUGGUGAAAAGGAAAAGAAUAAGAAAAAGAAGAGGAAAUUUGUCACAGAGUCUUUGAAUGAUGCCAAUGGUUCUGAUCUCAAGAAUGAAAAUGACAACGACGUUAUCAAGAAGAAGAAGAAGAAGCAGCUGGCUGAAGAUGAGAAUCAAGUGGAAACUGAACAGAGUUCAGUAAAGGAAGAAGAUGUGGAAAAGAAACUGAAGAAGAAGGAGAAAGUAAAAACAAAGUCUGUACAAACUAAACCCGAACAUGUAAAGAUAGAGAAAGAGGAGGAAGAACAGCAAGCUGGAAAGGAUAAACUGCCAAAGAAAGACAAGAAGGGAAAAAACAACAUUUUAGUUCUAAGCACAGAGGAGACUGAGGAGCAUGUUAAAGAGAAGAAGAAGAAGAAGAAGAAGAAGAAAACCACUGAUGAGGAAACUGCUGAAGGUAUGGAUGGAGUGAGUGUAACAAAAAAUAAAAAUAAAGCUAAAACAAAAGUGGCUGAGAAUGAAGUGAAGCUAGAAACACCAGAGCGAGAGAUGAGUGAGGAAGUAAAAGUGAAAAAGAAGAAAAAGAAAGAAACUAAAACUGUAGAAGAUGAAAAUGCAGCAGGAACAGGAGACAGUACGCUCAACAACAAGAGAGACAAAUCCACAAAGAGUGAGAAUGUUAUUGUAGAGGAAGAGAAGACAGAGCUAAAGAAAAAAGGAAAAAAAGAAAAGAGUAAAAAAGUUUCUGUGGAGGUUGGCGAAGUAGAGACAGAGCCAAAGAAGAAGAAAAGGAAAAAGGAUGAGUCAAAGGGAGAGGAGGAAGAAUGCGAAGAAGCUGAGGAGCGGAGUAAGGAAACUGUCACCACAGCACCUGGGGACACCACGAACAAGAAAAGGAAGAAGAUUUCCAUUAAGGUGGAAACACAGGUGGAGAAUGUGAGUUUUGAAACUGGUGCAAAAAAGAAGAGGAAGAAGAAGAUUAAAGAAGAGGUGGAAGACCAGCGUGAGUCACCCCAAGUGGACGUGGUGUUCCUGUCAGAGAAAUCUGGAAACACUGAUGAGGUCACCAUCAACCAGGAAAGAAGACAGGCUUUACAAAUGGAGAUUGACCACGCCUCUCAACCUAAAAAAACAACCAAACCUCUGGGUUUCGGCCAGUGGAGCACCGCUCAGUUCGACAACUCUGACCAGCAGCAGAAGUUCCUCCGGCUGAUGGGUGGCUUCAAAAAGGGUUUCCAGCCGGCUGCGGGGAGCACUGGAGGAGCAAACAUGGCACUGGGGAAGGAUGCACAGCAGCAGUUGCAGCAAGGGCUCAUGGGAGAGUUUGAACGCGCUCAGUCACGCAGAUUAGACUUCAGUGGCAGGGGCGCAGGACUCGGAUUCAGUGCACCAUCCAAUAAGAAGUUCUCCAUCGACAUCAAUACAUGUCGAUCAGUUCGCUUUGAUGACUGAUCUAAGUGUGUGUGCGUUUGUAGAGAUGUGUGUAUGGUUGUACAAGUUAGGUUUUUUUUUUUGUAUGUGCAGUUUUAACUGUAGUAACUCAGGUUCACAACAGACUAUUAUUCUGACUUGUAUAUAGAUCAGUAUUAGAGAAUGAACAGACAACACAUUUGUACAUAUUGUAUAUUAAACAUCCUUCUGCUUGAGGAGCUGGACUGUGAGAUUGUUAUUGUGAUUUCAGUAGGUCAUUGUUCUGCAGGAUUUUCAGUCCCACUGUGUGAGCUAACACAUCCGCUGUAUGUUUUAGAUCCAGAGUGAGAACAUGACAAGAACACUUUUCUGAAACUGUUUUCUUAAAUUCUGAAGACUUUUUGAUCCUGUUACUUUCAGUGACCACAACCAUAACAUGCAGUUAGGUGGCACACUGAUUUUACCCAUACUGUUUUCCUCACACACAUUCAAGUAUUUUUCCUGAUGGAUGAUAGUAAGGAUGUUAAGCAGUGUGCUGAGAGAAUACUGGCAGCAUUUUUGUGUUUGAGGUAAUUUCUUAAUAAGGCGAUUUCCCUCCAGUCCAAUAGAUGAGCAGUUAAAAUUACAAUUUGUGACUUAAACUUUUAUUACUAAAUACAAAAGCACAUCCCUUAAAUUGAUAGAGGACACAUGAUGGUGGUUUUGAUAGUCAUUUUAUUCCAAUCUUGCACAUGAAUUACAUCUGUAAAGUGAAAGAAGAAUAAGAAAAAUCAAAGUACACUUUACUUCAAAGAUAAAAUGGGAACUGCUUGCUUGCUGUAGGCUCAUAAGCUUUUACUUUUGAUAAUGUGCUGGACAAAAAAAAAUUGACUAUCACAUGUUGUACUUCAAUAUUCCGUGCAUGGUAGCUGUUGUAAUUCUGAUUGAACGUUAGGCUCCAAAUCACAUUAAUUUCCCUUUUAAAUUGUGUCCAUCAGCUUACUUAAGACUGGAAAAGUUGGAAAGGAGCUACAACAAACCAGCCUGCGGAGAUUAAAAUGUCUUUCAACUAAAUGAAUCUUUUUAUCACUUUUAUGGACAAGGCAUUAAAAAAACAAAAAAACAAACAUACAGCCCCACA